Molecule: messenger RNA, 2611 nt
Organism: Brassica rapa (field mustard)
Lineage: Eukaryota; Viridiplantae; Streptophyta; Magnoliopsida; Brassicales; Brassicaceae
Biological process (GO): mitotic sister chromatid cohesion; DNA repair
Cellular component (GO): chromatin; nucleus
Source: RefSeq, a predicted model, not a curated record
ACUAAGACGUCGUUAGUCCUCAACAAACGUUACUAAUAUCUGCAUAUAAAGACAAUGUAUGCUUUAUAUUGAGGUCUUGUUGUGAAAAGUUGGAGUCUUUAUUACAUUAAAACAAGGCUGAGGACCGAGAAAGUUUCCACCUUUCCUUAUUGCUGUUCAGCGACCGUUCGAGACUCUCGUCGCUUCUUCUCUGGUAGGGUUUUUGAGAAACUCAAGGAGGAGGUAGCAUUCAUGUCUAAAGAGCUCGAGAAGCGCCUUCUGGAAGCUGGCAAAGCUCUUCUUCUUCUACCGUCUUCUGUUGAUACGCUUCUUCACCUUCUCGACAAACUGUUCAUCUGCUUGGUAGAGGUGGAACAGUCACCUCCUAGCUCGAUUCAGGAAGCACUCUCUCCGUUGAAGAAAGCAUUAGUCGAUGAAAGACUCUUCAAGCAUUGGAAUGUCCAUGUGAGAGUCCAUGUCGCUUCCUGCUUCAUCCAGGUUACGAGAAUAAAUGCUCCCACUGCUCCAUAUGUUGACGAACAGAUGAGGGAAGUAUUGAAGCUAAUUGUAUCAUCAUUUGAACAUCUAGAUGACAAAAAUAGUCUCUCCUAUACCAAAAGCACUUCCAUCCUUAACACUGUGGCUAAGUACGAUGUCUCUUAUCUGAUGUUGGAUCCUGUGUAUGAUGCACUCUGUAUUGAGAUGUUCCAGCAUUUUCUCAAGGCCUUAAGGGAUGAUCAUCCAGUGGAAGUAUUUUCGGAUAUGGAGAACAUUAUGACCCAUGUUUUAAAAGAAAGCGAUGAUUUGCCUCCAAAGUUGCUUGCACCAAUUCUGCAUUAUGUCAACGAGACUGAUGAGGUUCCCUCAAUAUCACGGAGAUUGGCAGAAAAAGUUCUGCUAAACUGUUCUACCAAGUGCCAAACAUAUCUUGCUGAAGCAGUGAAAUCAUCAGGCGUUUCUUUAGAUAAGUAUAGUAAUGUGGUGGCUUUCAUAUGCGAAGGUGCAUCCAGUGAUAUACCAAAGAAGAAAGAUGAUGAUGAGCCUCAACAACUUGACAGCAAUGCUAUCAACAGUGGUCUGGAUGAGGAAACUGGUCGUGCUGUGAACCAGAAGAAAAAGGAAAGCUCGAUGGAGGCCAAACCAUCUGCUGCUACUGCUAGUGCUUCUCAAGAAAUAGGUACGGCCCAAGCUAAAUUGACAAAGGAGUCUGGAAAGAAGAUAGCUUCUGCUAGUAAUGCCAAGCCUACUGUUCCUCCUACAAAGAGAAGCACCUCUGAGAUAAAAGCAACGAAGCAGUCAGAGAGACCCAUUUCUUUGGGUGAUAACAAAAAGACAAUCGUUUCCUCUGGAAAGUCAGUCUCAAAGUCAAAGACAGAAGUGAUGCAACAACCAUCAGAGAAAACUCUUGCUAAUACAAACGCAAAGAGAAAACACAGUCUAGACACAGAGAAAGCAUUUGAUGACCGAAAGUAUGAUAAAACUUUAGUUGGAUCAAGAAUCAGAGUCUGGUGGCCACUUGAUAAGAUGUAUUAUAGAGGUGAAGUUACUUCAUAUGAUCCUUCCAGAAAGAGACAUAUGGUUGUCUAUGAGGAUGGAGAUCAAGAAACUUUAGACUUAAAAAAUCAUAACUGGUAUCUUGUUGAGGCAUCAAAAUCGUCAAAGCACAAGGAUAAACAGAAGGCCGCAGAAGUUUCCAACCGUGAGCAAACAGGUGCACCUAAGAGGAGGCCGAACCUCUCACUUCCUCAUGAAGAGGAUCCUGCAGAAGCUGAGACUCAGGCACGCAAGCGAGCUCGAGUCCAAAGCCACAGCCUCCAUACAUCUCAUGGUGAGAUGGAGAAGCCCACUGCAGAAGGAGAACCCUUUUGCCACCAUCGCAAACCUGGUUCUGAGCUUGGACACUCUCAAACUUGCUCUAUCACACAUCAGUUGGGUAAGGUCAAACAGAGCAUCACAGACACGAUAACCAGUGUAAGAAAGUUUGGCUCUGAGGUCGAAACAAAGGAACAGACUAUUGUUGACAUGUUAACCAGUGUGAGACAGUUUUGCUCUCAGCUGGAAACAAAGGAACAGAGCAUUGUUGACAUGUUAACCAGUGUAAAACAGUUUCGCUCUGAGCUCGAGACAAAGGAACAGAGAAUUGUAGACACUUUAAACAGUGUACAACAGUUCAGAUCUGAGAUCAAGAAAAAGGAAGAUAACCUAGUAGCUUCGCUGCAUGAAGUUGACGUGUUAGGGGAGAAGAUAUCUGGAAUCAACAAAAUCCUCAACUCAUAAUCAAGUUUAGGGUCAAGAAAUGGGAUCAGAGACUUUUGCAAACCCAUUUUGUUCAACGAUGGAGUUUAAGUAGUUGACCAAAGAAAAAAAUCUUUUGUGUAGCAUUCUCUCUAGAGACAUUUUAAUUUUGGAAUUCUCGUCUAAAAUAUGCAAACUAAACAGUGACAUUAUGGUUCAGCGUAUGCUCUAGUUCGGGGUUGAACUUUGUGUUGUAUAUCCUUUCUUCUCAGCACCGUCUUGGUUCUCUGCUAUGACUUAUUCUCAACUUAUCCACUUUUUAAAUGUUUGCAAAUUUUCUUUUUCUUUUAUAUCGAUUUUAAACGUUUAUAAUUGUUAAAAUUCUUCUACUGCUACA